UUCCACCAGACUCUGCUUGAACUUUUCAGACACCAAAACUUCUCCCGGAGAAAAUGUUCACCAAUACUGGACAUCAUUGAUGGUGAUGGAGGGAGAAGGUGAGUUGUUGGACCUGAGUCACCUCUCAGAUGCAGAGCAGACAUCCAUCUUGGAAGUGUUGCUAAGGGACUCGAAUCUGCGAUGCCGUGAUGCGGCGCGUGUAAGGACCCUGCAGCAGAAAGAGGCGGACCCAGUGCGUCUGAGGUCACAGUCGGGGGCGUGGUUUAAUGAGGAGAGGAGCAAGCGCUACCGAGACACGAAGGAUGGCGUUGACAUCGUACAUGCCUCCAUACGAUGCAGAAAGCCAAGAACAGAUUUGUGUCUGAGUGGGGUGUUUAAAGGGCAGAUAGAAGAUGCUCCUCCCACUAACAACAACAACCCUACCUCUCAGAUAGAGGACAAGAAAGAGGAGGAUGACAAGAGAAGGAGUCAAAACCGUGCCACACCUACAGCCAGACCCAGACCCAAACCCAGGAGCCCAAACCCACAGGACAGCAACAGCAUCUCCUCAUCUUCAGAGUACUACAGCAGGAGUAAUGGACACAGAGAGGACACAGAGGAUGGAACACUGCAGACUGUGUCCAGCGUUGUGACAGAAGCUGAUCCGACGCCUCUAAGGCCUGGGAGCUCCAUCAGCACUCUAAGUCUGCAGUCUAACUACACACUAAGUGGCAGUAUGAUGAGUCUGUUUAGUUCGGGGGAGUUUGGAGCAGUGGAGGUAAAGGGGCGUGUCCUGUUCUCAUUGGACUAUGACACGCAGAGGGAGGAGCUAAAGGUCAGAGUGUGUCGCUGUGAAGGCCUGGCUGCCGCACGCAAGGACCGCUCCGACCCGUACGUGAAGGCGUAUCUCCUGCCUGAUAAGUCGUCUCACAGUAAGAAGAAAACAUCAGUGAAGAAAAAGACCAUCAACCCAGUUUUUGACCAGACACUAAAAUAUAAGAUCAGCAUGUCAGAGGUGCGUGGCAGGACUCUGAACCUGUCUGUGUGGCACGUUGCCCCCCUGGGCAGAAACCUGUUCCUAGGAGAGGUAGAGCUGGAGCUGGCUCACUGGGACUGGACACACACAGGCCCUGACUGGCACCAGCUACAGCCACGGUUCCAGUGUAGUCCAGAGUCUAUCAGUAGUCGAGGAAACAUCAUGCUCUCUAUCAAGUUCACCCCAGCAGGAUCGAAGGGUGUAGGUCUACCUCUAUCAGGGGAGCUGCACAUUUGGCUGCGGCAGGCGCAGGGUCUUCUCUCCAUGAAAGGUGGCGCCAUCGACUCCUUCGUCGAGAGCUACGUGCUGCCGGACGCCAGCCGGUUGAGCGGUCAGAAGACACGCGUGGUCAAGCGGUCGGUCAGUCCAACCUACAACCACACCAUGGUGUACGACGGGUUCCAGUCUGCUGACCUGAGGGAGGCCUGCGCCGAGCUGACCGUCUGGCACCGAGAAGGGUUAAAAACACACCUGCUGGGAGGGGUCAGACUCAGCCCUGGGACAGGUCUGAGCUACGGGGUGGCAGUGUCUUGGAUGGAUUCAACAGAGGAGGAAGUCACUGUGUGGAACUCCAUGAUCCUGAACCCUAACCACUGGAUCGACACUACACUACCUAUCAGAACUAACCUGGUUAACCGACAGAAGUAACACUGUUGGUGUAUUCUGGGUAGUAGGUUGCUGUUGGUGUAUUCUGGGUAGUAGGUUGCUGUUGGUAUAUUCUGGGUAGUAGGUUGCUGUUGGUGUAUUCUGGGUUUUGUUGCCUACGGUAGAGAUUGGCUGGGUCUAGUUUUCAAAAAGUUUGGUAAGAGAAAAUGGAAUAGGUGAGUAGGCCAUCUGUAGUUUUAGUUUUCAGACCCAUUAUUAUUAUUCCAGUUUAAUGAAAUAUAUUUCAGUUAGGGCAGUGUAGGGCUGUGGUUUGAUUUAGGAUAUGGUCCGCUAGACUUCCCCAAGCCUCGCUAGUGGUUUAUAACUCCCCUUACGAUCAGUCUGUUGACUUCCACAACAAUAAGGAACUAGAAAGAGGAAACUGGGAAGAGUACAUUACACAUGACUGUGUGUUAGUUAACAAAGAUGUGCUCUUCAUCAGAGGGCCAUUCUUAUGUUAGAACUGUGUAAUUGGUCAAAUAUGAUACUCUAGAUAAUCAACGCUUUCCCUCUCUCCUUCUCUGUCUUUCUUUUCUUCCAUUGCUUUCUCUCUCUCUUUCCAUCU
Coregonus clupeaformis (lake whitefish) is the source of this 2225-nucleotide messenger RNA. RefSeq names its product synaptotagmin-like protein 1. The transcript has 15 exons. Gene Ontology annotation, molecular function: small GTPase binding; neurexin family protein binding. The record is from RefSeq and is a predicted model, not a curated record. Lineage: Eukaryota; Metazoa; Chordata; Actinopteri; Salmoniformes; Salmonidae. Gene Ontology annotation, cellular component: exocytic vesicle; plasma membrane. Bases 80 to 1663 code for a protein of 527 amino acids. Gene Ontology annotation, biological process: exocytosis; intracellular protein transport.